GAUGAGGAAGAUGGAGAUCUCGAGCCUCCAGCUGGACCAUCUGACGCACCUCGUGGUGUUGAUUCUGGAAGACAACUCGAUACCUUCGGUGGACAACGAUUGGUUCACGACGGGCCCCAGGUCCUUGUCGAACCUGUACCUGGCCCGAAAUGGCAUCGCCGACCUCGGCAACGGGGCGUUCUCGGCCCUGGUCGGACUCAGACACCUGGACCUGUCCAGGAACGAGAUCCGGAUCAUCACCAGAUCCAUGCUCCCGGACCAGGACAGCAGGCUAUCUACGCUGGACCUAUCACGAAACCUGCUCCGCGACCUGCCCGACGACCUGUUCUCCGGGAUGCCCUUCAUCCGGGAGGUGGACGUGUCCGGGAACGUCCUGCAGAUGAUGCGGGAGGACAUCUGGAUGCCGGUCUUCAACCAUCUCGAAAAGAUGAACCUGGACGACAACCCCCUGGAGUGUGAAAGCCUGGAAUGGACCUGUGAAUACCAGAACCAGACUGCCCUCUCUGCCAGCUGCACUUCCAGGCUGGGACAGCCAAUGGGAGGCGAGCAGGGCAUCCGAGAGUACUGCCGAGGCCAUUGAGCAGACACUUGCUUAUAUAUCUUCUUUCUGAAGCAAACCUUCGUCAUUUUGAGGCCUUGAGAUGAUUGUUGUAAAUUAGAUUUGAAACGCCACUGUGAAAUCUGUCUGACGAAAAAUAAA
Messenger RNA from Uloborus diversus, 700 nucleotides. Its product is annotated as insulin-like growth factor-binding protein complex acid labile subunit. The record is from RefSeq and is a predicted model, not a curated record. Gene Ontology annotation, molecular function: protein binding. Bases 2 to 580 code for a protein of 192 amino acids. Lineage: Eukaryota; Metazoa; Arthropoda; Arachnida; Araneae; Uloboridae. The transcript is spliced from 4 exons.